This is a messenger RNA of Phialemonium atrogriseum, 743 nucleotides long. RefSeq names its product Thioesterase/thiol ester dehydrase-isomerase. Gene Ontology annotation, molecular function: fatty acyl-CoA hydrolase activity. Lineage: Eukaryota; Fungi; Ascomycota; Sordariomycetes; Cephalothecales; Cephalothecaceae. Bases 64 to 561 code for a protein of 165 amino acids. The record is from RefSeq and is a predicted model, not a curated record. The transcript is spliced from 8 exons.
CUACACUUCAGUUGAACUUCUCCUUGGUAACGAAGUGAUUCUGCCUCAUUCAAAUCAGCUAAGAUGUCUUCGAAAUUACCGCCGGCGAGAUUUGUGAGAUCGGUGCUCAAGUCCUUCAUGGCCGAGUCCGGGCUCGAACCGAGGCUAUUUGGGCCGCAUCUGAGGAUCACCGCUGCUUCACCAGGGAAGGUGGACUUUGAACUAGACAUUCAGAAAGACCACACCAACCGGUUAAAGAUCCUGCAUGGGGGCACCAUUGCCAGCAUGGUUGACCUGGGUGGCUCUCUAGCAGUGGCAUCCAUGGGACUGUACGCCACAGGGGUAUCCACGGACAUGAAUAUCACGUAUCUCAGCAGCGGAGGCAAAGUCGGCGAGAAGAUACAAGCAACCGCGAUCUGCGAGAAGAUUGGAAAGACGCUGGCCUUCACGACAAUCACCUUCCGCAAUGGCAAGGGCGAGCUUGCGGCUAGGGGAAGCCAUACGAAAUAUGUUACUCAAGCCUGGGGCGCAAGUCCGUCCUACACGCCACCGCCGGGGGCCGAAGUAGAUGAUGUCGACUAGUAAACAACCUUCCUGCCUGUAUAUAAGCCGACUAGCCCGGCUGGGAACAUGUCCAGUAUGUGUGACAGUAGGGGCUGAGAGAUGUAACGAUAUAUAGAACUAGAUUUCAAGCAGACGGUGGUAUCAUAUAUCUCAUAUACACUUUUUGUACCUUUGCACAAUAUUAUAUCCAAGCGCUUACC